This is a messenger RNA of Schizophyllum commune H4-8, 1913 nucleotides long. Its product is annotated as aromatic compound dioxygenase. The transcript has 9 exons. Gene Ontology annotation, molecular function: ferric iron binding; oxidoreductase activity, acting on single donors with incorporation of molecular oxygen, incorporation of two atoms of oxygen. NCBI's taxonomy places the organism in Eukaryota, Fungi, Basidiomycota, Agaricomycetes, Agaricales, Schizophyllaceae. The record is from RefSeq and is a predicted model, not a curated record. Bases 423 to 1541 code for a protein of 372 amino acids.
GACCAUCUUCAAGUUCACUUUUCGUACACGGAUGCCUGCCGGAAGCCGACGCAUACUCGCCUCCGUCUUUUCGGUGCUGCGCACCGGUAGCGGAGCCCAUAUCGUCAGGCCCUUGUGAUACUUCGACACAAAUUCGGGCGUUCUCAUUGGCUUCUUUAUCGGCGUAACAAACCUUCUAUCAGCCUCGUUCACAUGGUAGCAAGUCCGGUAGGACGCAGGUCAAUAGACGGCCCUCGAGCAGUAGGCUCGCGUAGGGGAACUUGUGCUGUUCACCGUGGAGAUGCAUCAUCGCACAGUGUAUCGCAUGUGCUGCGUGCACACUUCUUGCCCUCCGAGCUCUCGCGCUAGAAACGUAUAAAAGCGAGGCAUCCGGCUCACCAGCUUAGCCAUCCCCGGGUCUCCUCAGUUUUACAGUCCUCAUCAUGCGGUUCACCUCCCUCGCCUCGCUUAUUGCUGUAUCCACGCUUGUCGUGGCGCACCCCGAGCCCGACCUCACCGUCGAGCAGCGUGCUGUUCGCAGGCUUGAAGCCCGUGGUCGUGGUCUUCAGGCGCGCAACUGUGCCAACGCCAUCCGUGACUUCGAGGACAAGCGCAUGCGCGCCCGUGCUCUGAAGAAGCGCGGUCUCGUCGAGGAGGCAAAGGCCCAGUUUGCGAAGCGCGAGGUCAUCUCUGGCGCGAGCACUACGUUGUCCGCGGCUCCGCCCACCUACACGGAGCUCCAGAACACGUCGUGCGUGCUCGCUCCCGAGGUCACUGAGGGACCGUACUACAUCAACAACGAGCUCGUGCGCCAGGACCACCGCGAGGAUCAGGCCGGUAUCCCCCUCGUCAUCGACAUCGGUAUCCUGGACAUCAACACCUGCGAGCCCGUCCCCAACUCCUUCGUCGAGAUCUGGGCUGCCAACGCUACCGGCGUUUACGCCAGCUACCCCGCCACCCUUGGCGGUAUCAGCGGUCCUCCCCCGACCCAGUCUGAGAGCAGUUCCCCUUCUGCCUCUGGCCCUCCGGGCGGCGGUGGACCUGGUGGCCCAGGCGGCAGCAUGAGCCUCGAGCGCAACGAGACCUUCCUCCGCGGUGGCUUCCCCACUGACGACAACGGCAUCGUCGAGUUCACGACGAUCUACACCGGCUUCUACGAGGGUCGCUGCCCCCAUUAUCACACGAUGGUCCACCUCGACUGGUCGAUGUCGGACAACGGCACUCUCGUCUCUCACUCCGGCAGCCUGGCUCACAUCGGCCAGUUCUUCAUGGACGAGGACUGGAACGACCAGGUCUUCGCUCUUGAGCCGUACACCUUGAACACCAACAACCGCACGCUUAACACCGAGGAUAGCAUCCUGGCCGAGCAGAACACUGACGGUUACAACGGCUUCCUUGCCCUCGAGAAGCUUGGCGACGACAUCUCCGAGGGUGUCCUCGGGUACAUCACCAUCGGCAUCGACUCGACGGCGUCGUACAGCAUCAUGAACAACAACUACUACAACUCGUCCACCGAGAGCGCGAGCGCCUCGGCAUCCGCCUCGUUCGCCAGCUUCAACUAGAGGGCACGGGCUUGACGUGUGCCAUGAUGUAUUGUGCGGAAAAAAUGGGUUCUGUAAAACUGGGAUUUCACAUGUCUAUCUUUACAAAUGUCAGUUCACUUCUGCGACCUCGUACACGCUAAGUGUCCGUUUGACGAGUCGAGAGAUGGGUGCCGGCCUAGGAGCGGUGCUUCCUACCCUUCUUCGGAGUGACGAGGGCGUGGAAUUCGGAGUGCGGCAUCCGAGCGACCUCCAAGACAAUUGUGUCCGUGUCCCUCCUGAAGACAGCAAAGAUGUAGACGUGUCCAGGCAGGAGGUUCUUGCGCGGCACUGGUAAAGCAGUUCUGGCCUCGUCCUUGACGAAAUUCACCAUCUGCACCGACUGGACCUCUU